CCGAAGGCGCGUGGGGGAAGGAUCGACGGCGCGGGGACCUCGUCCGUCGGCACAGGGGCCCUGCAGCGUCAGGUCUUUUGAGCGACUCCCCCGUCCCUAGCUGCUGUAACUCAAACCUCGCAGCCUUGUCCCAGCCGGAGGCCUGCAGCAUGAGCGUCGAGACCCCCAGGGAGGGGGCACCAGCCCUGUUCUUCCCCUGAGCCUUCCCACUGCGGAGCCAUGGAGCAGCGGGGCUGGGAGCCCCCUAGGAGCAUGGGGGUCUGGGCUGGGAUCGCGCCGAAGGGACCCUGCGCCUGGUAGGAGUCGCCCAGUGCCUGGGGGGUACAGGACGGGGCGUCGACCUGAUCCUCGGCUGCAGGAGGGUCAUGAAUCGAGCCCAGGGCUGGAUCUGCAGGCAGUUGGCCCCCCCACGCUGCAGGAGACGCUGACACUGCAGGUCCCCGCUGUGAUGCUCAUUCGGCUACAGGCUAUGGUCACCUCGUUCCUUUGCGCCCUCCACGCCGCCCCGCUCCGCCUCCCCUCCCCCGCCGGCCCGGACACCGGGGUCCCCUGGGAAGCGCCGGCCCCCUCCCCGGGCGACUGGGAGCUGUCGUCACCCCGCGUGGCCCUGGCCAGCCACGCUCCAGCCGGGCCCCCCCUGCUGCUGCUGCUGGAGGAGCCGGGCGUUCGGGCGGGGCCGGCGAACGGGACGCGGCGGGCGCGGCGGGCCGAGGGGGCGGAGGCGGCCCGCCGGGGCGAGAUGUCUGUGUGCGACAGCGUCAGCCUCUGGGUGACGGACAAGCGCACGGCCGUGGACAUCCGGGGCAAGGCGGUGACGGUGCUGUCCGAGGUGCAGACGCUCACCGGGCCGCUCAAGCAGUAUUUCUUCGAGACCAAGUGCAACCCGGCGGGCGGGACGACAGGCGGGUGCCGAGGCGUGGACCGGCGCCACUGGCUCUCCGAGUGCAAGGCCAAGCAGUCGUACGUGCGGGCCCUGACCGCCGACGCCAACAAGCUGGUGGGCUGGCGCUGGAUCCGAAUCGACACGGCCUGCGUCUGCACGCUGCUCAGCCGCGCUGGGCGGACAUAGCCGGGCUGGGGGGCGGGAGGACUGGAGCCCCCGGCACCCGCCCCACUGGGCUCUGCUUGGGAACUGGAGCGACUCAGGCAAUGUCACUCACACGGACGCCGUGGGUCAGCCCUGGGGCUGGGGGCCAGGCUCGGAGGCUGAGCUGUGGGUCUGGAGGCUGUGGGCGCCGUGGGUCAGCCUGGGGGCUGGGAGCCAGGCAUGGAGGUUGAA
Molecule: messenger RNA, 1279 nt
Organism: Gopherus flavomarginatus (Mexican gopher tortoise)
Lineage: Eukaryota; Metazoa; Chordata; Testudines; Testudinidae
Gene: NTF4
Product: neurotrophin 4
Exons: 3
Coding region: 449-1069 (206 amino acids)
Biological process (GO): nerve development; neuron projection morphogenesis; cell surface receptor protein tyrosine kinase signaling pathway
Molecular function (GO): nerve growth factor receptor binding; growth factor activity
Source: RefSeq, a predicted model, not a curated record